Molecule: messenger RNA, 276 nt
Organism: Heterobasidion irregulare TC 32-1
Lineage: Eukaryota; Fungi; Basidiomycota; Agaricomycetes; Russulales; Bondarzewiaceae
Exons: 1
Coding region: 1-276 (91 amino acids)
Source: RefSeq, a predicted model, not a curated record
AUGCUUGCUGAGAGAGUCUUUUCCAUUCUCAUGAACUCAAUGCCAGAUAAGCAGACCGGUGAUGAGCAUGCACCCGUGCUAGGGUCCGAGGGAGGUAUUCAGGAAGCUUUUGGGAGAUACCGAACAGCGCUCGACAAGUACCGAAGAUGCCAACUUGCACCGAACACGGUCGGUCCCUGCCCGACCAACGACAAGCCACCGAAGGACGUUCAACAGCACUUGGGUCAGUUCGCCCACACUUCACGUACUCACCAUGGCCACACAGGAGUGUUAUGA